Lactuca virosa is the source of this 534-nucleotide messenger RNA. NCBI's taxonomy places the organism in Eukaryota, Viridiplantae, Streptophyta, Magnoliopsida, Asterales, Asteraceae. The record is from the annotation of a GenBank genome assembly.
AUGUCUCAAAUCAAUGAAAAAUCACCACAACACUGUGCCAAAAAAAAACUUAUAAACAUCAACAAGAAUCACAAGAAACUAUUCUACACAUUCACCACCUUCAUUCUCUCAAUCCUCUUACUCAUACUUGUCAUAUGGUUCAUACUCCAUCCUUCUAAGCCACAAUUCUCCCUCAAAGAAGCUGAUAUUUACCAACUUACCCUCUCAAAGUCUCACCUCCUCAACUCCUCUAUCCAAAUCACCCUUCUCUCAAACAAUCCAAACCAGAAAGUUGGUAUUUACUACGAUGACAUCCAAGUUUAUGCUUCUUACAAGGGUCAACAAAUAACCCUUGAUUCAUCUGUCCCACCCUUUUACCAAGAUUAUAAAGACAGCAAUCUUUUAUCAAUGGUUUUGGUUGCAAACGGGUUACCCGUGGAUCCAUCAUUUGGGUAUGAAGUGGGUCGUGAUCAAAUGGCAGGAAGAUUGGUUUUAAGUAUCAAGGCAAAUGGAGAACUCAGAUGGAAAGUGGGAACUUGGGUUUCUGGAAGAUAA